AAAGACCUUUUUUUUUUCUUCACUAAACCCACUUCCCUCUCUUCCCUUUAUUCUCAAUCCAACCAUUCCUCGGAGCACACGACUAUGGCGUCGCACUGUUCGAUGAGAGGAGCAUUAGGAGUAAUCCUUCACAGAUUCUCAUAUGGCUUAUCUUCCAAAGCCAUCGCCAAUUCCGUCAACCGCAGCCUGUUCAGCAAGAGGAACUCUCUCUCCUCUCUCUCCUCGGUCUCGCAUUACAGUGCGUCGCCAUUGUUGGCGCCAGAGGAAGAAGACAGGCUCCACAGUAAGCGUCAAUUCAGGAGGAUAUGGACUUCUUCUCCUCUCUGUAUGGGUCGUCGUUCCUCCAAGAUCGCCGGCCGGAAGGGGGCUCAAGAUGCAAAGAAGGCGAAACUAUACUCGAGGAUUGGAAAGGAGGUUGUAUCUGCUGUCAAGAAAGGUGGUCCAAACCCAGUUUCCAAUACUGCUCUGGCUACUAUACUUGAGAAAGCAAAGGAACUAGAUAUACCAAAGGAUAUUUUGGAGCGUAAUAUUAAAAGGGCUUCGGAGAAGGGACAGGAAGCUUUCAUCGAGAAAAUUUACGAGGUAUAUGGCUAUGGUGGAGUUAGUAUUGUAGUCGAGGUCUCGACAGAUAAAAUUACUCGAUCAGUAGCGUUGGUAAGAGAGGUUGUUAAGGAUUAUGGGGGAAAGAUGGCCGAUCCAGGAUCUGUCAUGUUCAAGUUCAGACGGGUAAGGGUUGUGAAUAUAAAGGUUACAGAUGCUGACAAAGAUCAGCUCCUUUCUGUUGCUUUAGAUGCUGGAGCCGAGGAUGUUAUUGAACCCCUGACUUACAAAGAUGACCCUGAUGAAGAUCAGGAAGAAAGGUAUUACAAAAUUGUAACUUCUUCAGAGAACUACACGAAGAUACUGUCAAAGCUACGGGAGGAAGGAAUAAACUUCGAGCCUGACAACGGCUCUGAGCUGCUCCCUUUAACUACUAUCGAGGUGGACGAUGAGGCCAUGGAACUGAACAGAGAGCUUAUGCAGAAACUACUCGAACUUGAUGACGUCGAUGCCGUUUAUACUGACCAGAAAUGAGAAUUCUCGGCCAAAAUUCCCGUCUUCUGACAAGAGUUGUAGCCAGAGGAAGAAGCUUCAGGCCCAGGAUCUGAGUUUCAUGAGCAAAGUUUUCAGGUAUAACUGUGUUGCUCGUAUGAAAAUGUCUGCAUGUCUUUUUAGGGAAGACAGGUUCCUCUUUGAACACAGUUCACAUCCACUUAUAGUAAGAGCUUCAUAUUUGAUUUUUAAAAAAAAUUAUUGUAACAAAAGUUACUAAACUGAAGAGUUUAACAUUUUUUUUUGUCCGGUAGUUAA
Messenger RNA from Tarenaya hassleriana, 1350 nucleotides. RefSeq names its product probable transcriptional regulatory protein At2g25830. The coding region runs from base 85 to 1074 and encodes 329 amino acids. NCBI's taxonomy places the organism in Eukaryota, Viridiplantae, Streptophyta, Magnoliopsida, Brassicales, Cleomaceae. The transcript has 6 exons. Gene Ontology annotation, cellular component: chloroplast. The record is from RefSeq and is a predicted model, not a curated record.